Messenger RNA from Prorocentrum cordatum, 580 nucleotides. The record is from the annotation of a GenBank genome assembly. Lineage: Eukaryota; Dinophyceae; Prorocentrales; Prorocentraceae.
UCCCGGAGCCUAGCCCGGUGCUUCCUCGCCGCCUUCGACCGGGUGCCGCUUGGAGUGGCCUAUUUGCCGGACGACUUCUCCGUGGGGCUGCCCGCCGCCAUAGGCUUGACCUGGGAGGGCCUGUGGGAGGUGCAGGCGGUUGCGCGGGCGAAGUUGCCCGAGGGCGCUGCCCAGGAGGCCAGGGACCCACCGGCGUGGGCGACGCGCGUAGUGCUCCGCACGGCCGUCGGCUACCUGCGCUUUCGCAAGCCCGUCGUGGUCCGCAGGCUGAUCAUCUCAGUUCCGGCCCGGGAUUCCGACGGCGACAGCGAGCCGUGGGGCAAGGGCGGCAUCGUCUGCGGCCGUCUGGCGGGCCAGGAGAAAUGGUGCUCCUUCCUGGACCAGGUCGCGUCGACCGCGCGGGCCGCCGCGGCAGCAGAGGGCCCGGUGCUCGACGUGGACGUGGGCAACGGCCUUCUCUCCGUCGACGAAGUCGCGUUCAUUGCUGCCCCAGCCUCUGGGCUGGUACUGUCUGUGGUCGAGGUGAUGGCCAUGCCGCCAGGCCACCCUCUGGACGGCAUCCUGCCGAAGGAGCGACAGG